GGCGAACCUUUGGCACUCGACUGGUGUUCCUACGGAUCGAGACAAAAGCGCUCGUUCAGUGACGGCCGGAGUAUUGCUGCCAGCUGGAAGUCGUUCGUUCCUGGCAUCAAAGGGGAUACGAUCGAUCGUGGCGUUAGGCGUUCUAUGUGGAUAGGGGGGAGAGAAUCGCGGGACAGGGCAAGAGCUGAGUUGCACACACCACAUUUGAUGGGAUCUGUCUCCUCACUGGAUGGACAACUGAGAACCUGCCCUCUCCCAUCAAAUCAGAAUGAUAAAACCGGUAACAUAUUCAAAGUUACACUUCAGGGUGUAGUAUUCAGCACACCCCAGAAGCCCUACUUCUUAUGGACAUUUGAGUGCCCCAUAACAAUACAAUGCCCAGGAUUGGGUGACGGCAGAACAGCCUACGAAGAUGUUCCCGACAUAACAGAUGUAUUUCCAUUUUUGAGCGUGCUGUGUACCGUCACAUUUGAUAUCAAAAUAUGCCGUCAGUCGGUACUUUUGAAGGCGCUGAUUGAAGAGUUAUUGGGAACGGAAGGUAAUGAAAUCCCCGACUCCGCGACUGCUGAACUGAUGGCACUUGAAUGUUCUAGGCCUUCAUAUACCAUAGGCACAUCAUAG
Acaulospora colombiana is the source of this 621-nucleotide messenger RNA. The record is from the annotation of a GenBank genome assembly. NCBI's taxonomy places the organism in Eukaryota, Fungi, Glomeromycota, Glomeromycetes, Diversisporales, Acaulosporaceae.